Suhomyces tanzawaensis NRRL Y-17324 is the source of this 487-nucleotide messenger RNA. RefSeq lists its product as uncharacterized. The record is from RefSeq and is a predicted model, not a curated record. Lineage: Eukaryota; Fungi; Ascomycota; Pichiomycetes; Serinales; Debaryomycetaceae. Bases 158 to 436 code for a protein of 92 amino acids. The transcript has a single exon.
UUUCAAAUGUCAGGUGAAGGUGUUCGAGAAGCAUUCGAUCUUCUGUGCUGAAACGUGUACACGGUUCGUAAAUCGUGGCCAAGGGUGGACAAGGGUUGUUUGUUUACGGGUAGCGUGAAGGAGAGGACAAGGGGGAGUUUGUGAAUGUGAAAAAGCUAUGCGUGCAAUCCAACUAUGUGAAGACCACAUCAAUGCUUUUGUGCUUAACAGGACUCAAUCGGUUAGGAUGUGUCGGUUGAUUCAUAUGUCGACUGGCCCUGUGUAUAGUGUGAAGAAUGGAUCUGAGGUUCCUAGGCGUGGGGGUCGCGUCAGAUUCUAUGGCCAAACGGAAUCCGGGGUGAGACUUAUUCAUAACCAUUCGUCUACGAACCGAGAGACGCGGAUUUCAGCUAUUGUACUGUGCGGUUGUGGUCUAGCACCUAUACUACUCGAGUAGCGGUUCUGAAAAUGGGCUGACGAGGUUAGGUUAUGAGAGUCUGUUCUGUAA